Messenger RNA from Misgurnus anguillicaudatus (oriental weatherfish), 1917 nucleotides. The record is from RefSeq and is a predicted model, not a curated record. Lineage: Eukaryota; Metazoa; Chordata; Actinopteri; Cypriniformes; Cobitidae.
CUAUUUUUUUUUUAAUCUGAUAAGAAGCACAUGGAAUCUAGUUGUUAGUUAUACGAACUCAAUAAAAACAAAAAUGGAGAUUUGAUGUAAUAAAACAAUAAAGCAUAUCAUUCAUAACAUCUACAAUUUUAGGAAACUCAAGAAAAUGAUAUUUUACUGUAGCAAAUGUUAGAUGUCUUUUUGUACAAAUGUUCUUAGGACAGAAAGAGAAGAUGCAAAAUGAUGCUUCUUCUGAGUCAGAAUCUGGAGAGAGUUCAACAUUUUCAGACACAUCGGAUUCAUCUGACAAGCCUCCAAAAAGAAAACAAAAGAGAAAGCACAAAGUCAGGGAGGAAAAACAUGCCGCCAUUCGAAGAGUUCAAACACCUGAUGAUGUUUUGCAACGUUACAAGGCCAUUCUGAAAAGCUUCAUGAAGACCAGAAGUGUCUCCCACAGCUGCAAGCAACACAAUGUUGAUCGCAAUACCAUCGCACUUACAGCCAUUAUUGCAGAGUUGCAGAUUAUUGCUACUCCUGAACUCCACAUUCCUGAAUUUCAGGGUGGAACUCUACAGAAAUAUGCGAAGGAGUGCAAGGAAUACAUGGAUACAAACCCAGAAGUCAUUAAUAAAAUCAAUGAAAUGAAACGUAAACGUGAACUCCUGCCAAUUAGGUACAAAUUUAGAAAGGAAGACAAUUAAUUGACCCAGUAGUAUAAUAAGCUGUUCUCAAAAUAACAUUUCUGCAUUUUUUAUGAUGGUUAAAUAGUAUUUUUGUUAAUAUCGUUGUUCUCAGGUUAAGGCUGUUAAUUGUUAAAAAAAUCUGAAUGUUCAAUAUGUUGGAAAAAGAAAAAAAAAACAGUAUGUCAUUGCUGUUUCAAAAUUCAGUGUUCAACAAAGAAGACAAGAUCGUUAAGAAAUAAAUAAGUAAAUGUUUUGCUGCACUUCAAAAGUAGUGUAUUAUGACUCUUAUUUUAUGGUCUUACUGUGUAAUGACCGAGUAAAAAGCAACACUUUAUUUUACAGUCCUGUUUCCAUGUAGUUACCAUGGACAUACUAGUGAAUGUACCCAGUAGUUAAUGCGUAUGAUAGUCAAUUGUUGGGUUUGCCUAACAGUGUCAUGUAUAUGAUGCUAUAUCUUAGGUGGUAGGUCCUAUAUAAUAACUGUGUAAAAAGCAACACUUUAUUUUACAGUCCUGUUUCCAUGUAGUUACCAUGGAUGUACUAGUGAAUGUACCCAGUAGUACGGUUAUUUAAUGCUUGGUUUAAAGGACAAAUAUACUGAGUACCAAAAUGGCACAUCAGUAAUGUUUGUUCUUAGUUAUCAUAUAUGUAUGGUAUAAGUAUAACUUACACUUACCUGCAGGUACCACACACUUAUCAUGUAUAUACAAUUUGUAAGUACAGUAGUGUUUCUAGUUAGUUACAGUAUACAUACACCGUAUGUGCCUUUCAUUAACUUACACUUACCUGCAGGUACCACACACUUAUCAUGUAUAUACAAUUUGUAAGUACAGUAUUGUUUCUUGUUAGUUACAGUAUACAUACACCAUAUGUGCCGGUCAUUAAUUUAUGACCUAUACAGGUACCACACACUUAUCAUGUAUAUACAAUUUGUAAGUACAGUAGUGUUUGAUAUUAGUUAUCAUAUAUGUACACUAUAAAUACCUGUCAUUUACCCUAACUUGCAUGUAAAUAGUAAAUACUUAUAUUGUACAUUCAUUUGUAAGUACAGUAGUGUUUCUCGUUAGUUACAGUAUACCUACACUAUAAGUAUGUAUCUGUUAUUACCCAGUACUUAUCUAGAGUUACAUAAUUACUACCAAGUAUGUACUACUGGUAAGUACAGUAAUGAUACCAAUUAAUUACCAUGUAGAUACCUAAAAGUAAGUACCACACAUUUGUCGGUAAGUACAACUUAUUUACCAUAUAUGUACAC